AUGGUUGAACAAAACGAUAAUUAUCUGAAACAAUUGGGUAUUAAUAUGAAUAACUUAGAAAAAGAAAUGGAUUCAGCUAUUGCCAAAGAAUCUAGAUAUUGGCUUGAAAAUGAUGCAAAAAUUAGAGCUGUUCAACAAGGAGUUCCAACUUAUGAUGAUUUUAGAGAGCUUGUCGCGGGAUGCCAUUUGAAGCCUCUGGAUCGCUUAGAACUGACCAAUACUGUUGGUCAAAGGUCCAGCUGGAACUAUUCAGCAAUAUUAUCAAAUAAUAAUAGCUUGUUUCUGGAAUCUGGAAUGAAUUCAACUAUCCCUAUGAUAUCCAUUACCACUCCACAGGAAUUCGUUGUACAGUGGCGUCAUAUCAAAUCACCAUCCGCUAAUACAAAUGGUGCUUUAUUAGAGUUAUUGUUCAAUCAAAAUAAUGAAGUAUUAGAAAAUCUUUUUAACACUGGACUGGGUGUGUCUUUUUUACCCGAAAUACUUUCAGUAUUAAAUCAUGCUGUUGAUAACACGGACACUAUAUUAUCAUCAUCUGAUUAUAAUAUCAACAUCGUAAUAUCCAAGGUUUCUAUGAUUCUUGAAAGUUUUCAAAAGUCUAAACAAUUUUCUUUAGCAGUCGAUUGUUUGCUAGAUAGUGAAAAAGAAACUGCACACCACUUAAUUCAAAAAAUUAAAGACAUCAGAGACAAACUUGGACUUUUUGAAGAUGAUGGUGAAACUUUGAGGAAAAUUGCGGAUACUUUUAAAUUGAGUAAUAGUCGUUAUGCUGUAGAUGAUGUUAGUCCCUAUGUCUAA
This is a messenger RNA of Schistosoma rodhaini, 795 nucleotides long. The record is from the annotation of a GenBank genome assembly. Lineage: Eukaryota; Metazoa; Platyhelminthes; Trematoda; Strigeidida; Schistosomatidae.